CGGGAGGAUUUAUCCUGUGACUGACAGGCAGUGUGAAAAGAUAACGCCGGAUGGAGGUGGAGGUAGUCCUGUUUUGGAGUCGGUGGUUAAAUUAUCAUAACCCAAUUGCUCUCAGGUUCAUCUCCAGAUGCAACAUACCUUUUCAUUUUUUAUUUUUAUUUUUUGCGUUUCUGCGUGUACGCUCCGCCCGCCAGCAGCACAUGACGCUACAAGUUAAUACCAGGAUCUGAGUUUAUACUCUGAUUGAGGGCUUGAAGCUCAGCCCGCCCUCUCUGGUCUCUGUCUCUGCUUGUCCUGCUCCUCCAGAGCAGCUCAAACGGAUCAGACGCGGAGCGGUUCACGACAGAGCCCUGCGGAACCGAGGCGAAUAGAAACACUUUUUUUUUUUUUUUUCUGUCUCUGUGGUUCCUGUGAUUAAACUGCGUCGCUGUGCGCCGGGGCUCGCCUCUCUGCGGGGAAGGUAAGAAGAAAGGACAGACCUAGAGAGCUGACGGUGAAGCCAUCCGCAUCUCACCAACAUGCACACCGCAGACGGAGACCCGGACAUGAGCGGCGGCACGGCUCGGACUGCACCAGCAGCCCCGGCCUCACCGAGCCGCCCCCCCAGUGAGGGAGCAGUCAGUGUGCUGUGGUCGUUUGGGAAAUGCCUCGCUGCUCUCCUCCCGGUUUACCUGGCCGGAUAUUACGGCUUCAGCAUAAGCCUGGUGCUGCUCGGGCUGAUGAUCUACAUGGGAUACAAACACGGUCGGCAGGAGAAGGAGAUGAGGCUCAAGUCUUCCAUGUACCUCCUGGAGAACGAGAUGGAGUUCACCACUCAGAAGCUGUUCAGAACCAGGAGGGAUCUGCCUCCCUGGGUCAGUUUUCCAGAUGUGGAAAAAGUGGAGUGGCUGAAUAAGAUCCUGCAGCAGGCCUGGCCCUUUGUUGGCCAGUAUCUGGAGAAGCUGCUGGUAGGAACCAUCGCUCCUGCCAUCCGAGCUUCCAGCAUCCAUCUGCAGACCCUCAACUUCACUAAGGUCAACCUGGGAGAGAAGGCUCUGAAGCUGGUCGGUGUAAAGGCUCACACAGAGCACGACAAAAGACAAGUUAUGUUGGAUUUGUACCUCAGCUACGCCGGUGAUGUGGAAAUAAAUGUCGAAAUUAAGAAGUACUUCUGCAAAGCCGGUGUGAAGGGAGUGCAGCUCCAUGGAAAGCUGCGUGUGAUCUUGGAGCCCCUGAUUGGAGACGUGCCUCUGGUCGGAGCUGUUACGAUGUUCUUUAUUCGCAGGCCUAAGCUGGACAUCAACUGGACUGGACUUACAAAUCUGUUGGAUAUCCCCGGUCUCAAUGCCAUGUCGGACACGAUGAUCAUGGAUGCAAUAGCUUCCCACCUGGUUCUCCCCAACCGCCUCACUAUCCCCCUAGUGGCUGACCUGCACGUGGCGCAGCUUCGCUCCCCUCUGCCAAGGGGAGUUGUUCGUAUCCACCUGCUGGAAGCUGAGGACCUCACGGCCAAGGACACUGUCAUCAAGGGGCUGAUUGACGGGAAGUCGGACCCGUACGCCGUGCUGCGCGUGGGAACCCAGAUCUUCACCUCACACCACGUAGACAGCAACUUGAACCCGCAGUGGAGGGAAAUGUAUGAGGUUAUUGUCCAUGAAGUACCUGGUCAGGAGUUGGAAGUGGAAGUGUUUGACAAAGACCCAGACCAGGAUGACUUCCUGGGGAGGGCCAAGAUUGAUCUGGAUAUUGUGAAAAAGGCCAGAAUCGUGGAUGACUGGUUCAAUCUGAGGGACGUCGGCUCUGGCAGCGUUCACCUGCGGCUGGAGUGGCUCUCUCUGCUGUCCUCUGCUGACAGACUGAGCGAGGUUGUUCAGAAGAACCAGAACUUGACAGCAAAGACAGCUGAUGCCCCGUCUGCGGCCAUCCUCGCCAUCUAUCUUGACCAGGCGUACGAGCUGCCUAUGAGGAAAGGUAACAAGGAUCCAAGCCCAAUGGUGCAGAUUUCUGUUCAGGACACAACUAAAGAAAGCAAGACCUGCUACGGGACCAACAGCCCUGUUUGGGAGGAUGCUUUCACUUUCUUCAUUCAGGAUCCUCGCAAACAAGAUAUUGACAUCCAGGUGAAGGACGAUGACCGGUCGUUGUCUUUGGGCAGCUUGAUAAUUCCUCUGAACCGCCUUCUGGAAAGCAAUGAGCUCACCUUGGACCAGUGGUUCCAACUGGAAAAUUCGGGAUCAGGCAGCCGCCUCUAUGCCAAAAUUGUGCUGAGGAUUUUGUGGCUAAGUGAUGACGCCUCUCCCACAACUCCGUCUCCACCCCCUUCAGGCUCAGGAUCCGGAUUGGGUCAGGGAGACGUCGCAUCGAACCAGAACUCUGCAGGGUCCGGCGGGUUAACCAAACCUCAGCCAUCGCGACCACAGAACACCACCCCUGACCCAGAGUUUGCAACCGAGGGAGUGUUACGAAUCCAUCUGGUGGAGGCCCAAAACCUGAUAGCCAAGGACAACUUCAUGGGGGGGAUGGUGAAAGGAAAGAGUGACCCCUACGUCAAGAUCCGUGUCGCUGGUAUAACUUUCCGCAGCCACACCAUCAAAGAGAAUCUCAAUCCUGUCUGGAAUGAACUUUAUGAGGUGAUUUUGACCCAGCUUCCAGGUCAAGAGGUCCAGUUUGAGCUGUUUGAUAAGGACAUUGAUCAGGAUGACUUCCUUGGACGGUUCAAGCUUAACCUAAGAGACAUCAUAAGCGCCCAGUUCAUUGAUACGUGGUACACUCUAAAUGAUGUGAAAUCAGGUCGAGUUCACCUGGUGAUGGAGUGGCUGUCCAGAGUGACUGACCUACCGAGACUGGAGCAGGUAUUGCAGUAUCAGUCCCAACAGUCAUACCAAAACAAGGUUGUGCCAUCUGCGGCUGUGUUGUUUGUGUACGUGGAGCGUGCCCACGGCCUGCCGUUGAAGAAGAAUGGAAAGGAGCCAAAGGCCGGAGUAGAGGUUACACUUAAGAAUAUGUCAUACAAAACCAAGGUCUGUGAGAGAUCCACAUCUCCUCGAUGGGAUGAGGCAUUUCACUUUUUGGUUCGUGACCCCAGAGAUGAAACACUCACAGUGAAGCUUUCUCACAGCUGGGGCCAGACUCUUGGGUCCCUGACUGUCCUUCUGAGGGAGGUGCUGUCAGAGUCAGGCUUGGUGCUGGACCAAUGGUUCAAACUGGAUGGAGCACUGCCAGAGAGUCAGAUACUGCUGAGAGUCACUCUCAAGAUAUUGGACACCCAAUUAGCAGUGUGUCGUGCCACACCUGGAGCAGGUGGAGAUGGAGGUGUAGAGCAAUUCAUGCCCAGAUGGGAUCCUUCCCAUCUCGAUCUGAAGCACAGAAGUGGAUUUCCCAUCGCCGCGGAUAAUGGAAACUCAGCCAGCCAAGUGAAGCUCACUAUCGGCUACUCUGCAGACGAAAACAGGCUUUUCAUCAUUGUUCACUCCUGCAGAGCCCUGGCAGCCUGCUCCAAGGACGGUGCCGACCCGUACGUUUCUUUCGUCCUGCUGCCUGACAAGAAGGCCACAACCAAGAGACGAACUGCCACCAAGAAGAGGGACCUCAACCCAGAGUUCAAUGAGAGGUUUGACUUUGAUUUCACUCUGGAGGAGUCCAUGCAGAAAAGACUAGAUUUAUCUGUGAAGCACAGCGGCUCCUUCAUGAGCCGAGAGAAGGAGCUCAUUGGAAAGUUACAGGUGGAUUUGGACCAAAUUGAUCUCAAGGCUGGUGUCACACAAUGGUAUGAUCUAAUAGCAGAAAGCACAUAGAAGAAUCCAAUUUCUGGUACUAUUUAACACAAACCUGGUGUUGCUUCUGUGAUUUGUGCAUUUGUAAUUCAGCUUAAAUGGAAUAUUACACCAUCACUGCAACAAAAAAGAAAAAAAAAUGUGCCUCACGGAAACAUAAACCAUCAGUAUUUAUUGGGGGAAAAAAAUACACAAAUCUCAUUAUUCUCAAACAGAAUAUUUUCUGCACAAGCAGAUAAUUUCACCUGUUGGAUAUUUGACAAAGAUGCAACCGUGUUGCAUGACAAACCUGUGGUAUAUGUGCUUUAAAACAUGCACCCAUGCUGUUGACGUUUAUUUUUAAAAAAAUAAUUAAAUGCCUUAUGCUGUGUCAUUGAUUUACAAUUUCAACACAACAGAGAAUGUUCCUUAAAUGUUAUAUUUUACAGUCUUAAAGUUAUUCCAAAUAGUACUUUGUUUAUGUAUGUUUAUAUUAUUGCCUUAAGUAUUACAAAACUGUGCACAAUUUGUCUGUUUAUGUGUUUAAGAUGAAGUUUUAUAUGUCUUAUGUUUCACUUUUCUAAAGCAGAGUAUUACAAACCUUUAGGUUCUUGCCUAAAACAUAGGUGCAAUACUGUAAGCUGAAUCUAAAUCACUGUGCUUUUAGAAAGACCAACCUUUACAGAGUGCUGGUGUUACAGAAACAAAUACUUAUUUGUGUGUAAGUGUUUGGCGUAUCAGUGCUUUCAGUGAAACUAGAACUUUUCAAGUUGCGCAAAAAAAGACCAUGCUAAUGUUCACCACUGUUUAUAAAUGACACAAAGAGGUCAUUUGUGGAGCAGGAAAGAAAAUUAUUGUGCUCUCUGAACUGUAUAUCUGCUCUAGCUAGCAUACGUGGAACAUAUCAUUGUUCAUUUGCUAAAUUUGUUGAUUAAAGUUUGCACUCAUGAA
Messenger RNA from Gambusia affinis (western mosquitofish), 4682 nucleotides. RefSeq names its product extended synaptotagmin-like protein 1a (gene esyt1a). The coding region runs from base 519 to 3773 and encodes 1084 amino acids. The transcript is spliced from 31 exons. Gene Ontology annotation, molecular function: lipid binding. NCBI's taxonomy places the organism in Eukaryota, Metazoa, Chordata, Actinopteri, Cyprinodontiformes, Poeciliidae. Gene Ontology annotation, biological process: lipid transport. The record is from RefSeq and is a predicted model, not a curated record.